AGACAGCUAACAGCUCUGUGGAGUUUCGCUGCAGACCGUGGCCAUGGCUUUGGCAGUCCCGAGCAGACGUGUCGCUCCCGUCUCCACACACCUGACAGCGGACCUUCGGAGGAAGCAUAUCCUGCGCGCCGUUUAAGACGGUUGAGCCCCUGAAGAACCACUCCUGUUCAGUCAAGGAUCAGCUUUUUCAGAUGGACACUGACAAACCAGCAGCGUUCUUUUUCAAAAGACAUAAAAUGGAAGAAUAAACUCAAGAUUGAUAGAGCACAGUUCCCACUGUCCUCUUGUGUUCUCUGAUCCGAUCAGAGAAAGCCUCACCUGCUUUCAACCUCCCAGAGAAAUAGAAAAGGACAAAAAGGGCGAUUUGUCAUCUACCGGUUCUUUUUCCUCUCUCAGGACAAAAUUUCUCCAUUUACCUCAGGGAUAUUUUUCCCCAUUGCCUACCUCCUCCAUCAAAACAGCCAACAGUGAGUGGAACACGGUUCAGAAACUCACCUGCGACCUCCCGAUGCUGUUACCAGGACAACCUUUAUUGCCUCUCAAGCUCUCUGCACUGUAACUGUGACAGCCAGCAAUGACCUUGGACCUCUUACCACCUGCCAGUGCAGAGGUGCUCAUUGCCUAAAGUAUACUGAUCCUCACUUGUAGCCUGGACUGUGAGCCAUUACUGGAAGGAAAAGGGUCAUAUUGCCACAAAAACAGCUACACAUUCACAAGAGCUUCACUCAUUUGUAUAAUAUACUGUACAUGGCAGGCAACUAUAUACCUCAGUAGCCAGGGCCCCUUAAUCAAGGGCACAGAAGGGAACCUUUCUGCGACAGCAUUCAUUAGCCUGGUGCUUCAGUCUGCCUAGUAGACUUACUCCAACAUCUUGCAAUUGCCUUAGAGGAAGGGGUAUAACAACAGUAGCCAGGGAAGCCUUUAGAGAAUCAGAGAGCAAGAGUCAGGGCUACCACCUGGCAGGCAACUUCACUUCUUUUGCAUCUCCGAAAAGUCACAUCAUACAGGAGCCUAACAAUCUAGGCAGUAGCAUAAAUCAGUAAUCGCCCAAGAGGUCUUCAGAGAUCACAGACAAGACUGAGAUGUUCCCCCUGCCUUGAGUUUCCACUUCACUUCUCGUGAAGUAAAACUACCCACAGAACAGGAGAAGUGUUUUUUGGAGCCUCGUCAGGUUUUUCUUUCUCUGGAGCCAAGCCACAAAGAAUAAAGAGCACUGUGGCAGAUUUAACUCAGAACUGUAAACUCUGUAAAGUACAAAGAGUAAACACUGAGAAGAUUCAUACUGUGUGACGGUGAAGAGAAGAGGAGGGAGAAAAGCAUUACAAGUAAAGAGAAGAAUGUAGUGCUUUCUUCUGCUUCCACUGAUGUCCUGCUCACUGUGGUCCUCCCAGCCAAUCGUGGCCCAGAUUUUCAGAUGGCUAUCUUUUGAAGGGGCCGCCGGCGAAUGCUGAGCAGGCUGGGGAGGUCGGGAUCCGCCUCAUUGUCCUGUGACUUGUCGCUGGACGGGACUGAGGCUGAAUGGAGCCAAUGUACAACAAGCAGGACAGCAACUCCUCCGAUGGGGAUGAGAAAGGGUGGCCAGAUGUGCCAAAGAGAAAGAGAAAAAACAGCCAGUGUUCGGUGAAGAGUAUGUCUGCUCUUAGCAUCUCUGUUCCAGGGUAUGUCCCCAGCUACCUGGAGAAGGAUGAGCCAUGUGUAGUGUGUGGAGACAAGGCGACUGGUUACCACUAUCGUUGCAUCACGUGCGAGGGUUGCAAGGGUUUCUUUCGCAGGACCAUCCAGAAAAACCUCCAUCCAUCUUACUCCUGUAAAUAUGAAGGCUGCUGCAUCAUUGACAAGCUCACCCGCAACCAGUGCCAGCUGUGUCGCUUUAAGAAGUGCAUCUCUGUGGGCAUGGCCAUGGACUUGGUGCUGGACGACACCAAGCGCGUGGCCAAGCGGCGUCUGAUUGAGGAGAAUCGAGAGAGGAGGAAAAAAGAGGAAAUGGUGAGGAUGCUGCAGACCAGGCCGGAGCCAAACACCACAGAGUGGGAGCUGAUCAGGAUGGCGACAGAGGCCCACCGACACACCAACGCCCAGGGCUCCAGCUGGAAACAAAAGCGCAAGUUCCUGCCCGAUGAUAUUGGCCAUGGUCCAAUAGUUCCCACGUUCGGCGGUGAUAAGGUGGACCUGGAAGCCUUCAGUGAGUUCACUAAGAUUAUGACACCUGCCAUAACUCGUGUUGUCGACUUUGCCAAGAAAUUGCCCAUGUUCUCAGAGCUGCCUUGUGAAGACCAGAUCAUCUUGCUGAAGGGAUGCUGCAUGGAGAUCAUGUCGCUGCGCGCUGCCGUACGCUACGACCCGGACAGUGAGACGCUGACGCUAAAUGGCGAGAUGGCGGUGAAACGUGAGCAGCUGAAGAACGGAGGGUUGGGCGUGGUGUCGGAUGCCAUCUUUGAUUUGGGCAAGAGCCUGGCUCAGUUUAAUCUGGAUGACUCGGAGGUAGCGCUGAUGCAGGCUGUGCUGCUCAUGAGCUCAGCCAGUCAUGGGAUAAACUACCAUGGUAUAUUUUAGGGGUGUAACAUUCCUGAACUGUGACCAAAAACUGGGAUACAAUAUAAAAACUGAAAAAACCGUGAUACCAGAAGAUGGAACCUGGACCCCCAACACCCUGCCACCCCACCCUGCCUGCCCCAAACCCCAGACUGCUGCCUCCACUGCAGACCGUUCUGGGCUGACCAGUGUGGAGAAGGUCGAGCAGUGCCAGGAAGCCUACCUGCUGGCGUUCGAGCACUACAUCAAUUACCGC
Molecule: messenger RNA, 2788 nt
Organism: Monopterus albus (swamp eel)
Lineage: Eukaryota; Metazoa; Chordata; Actinopteri; Synbranchiformes; Synbranchidae
Product: thyroid hormone receptor alpha
Exons: 11
Coding region: 1519-2553 (344 amino acids)
Biological process (GO): thyroid hormone receptor signaling pathway; retinoic acid receptor signaling pathway; positive regulation of transcription by RNA polymerase II
Cellular component (GO): RNA polymerase II transcription regulator complex
Molecular function (GO): zinc ion binding; RNA polymerase II cis-regulatory region sequence-specific DNA binding; nuclear receptor activity
Source: RefSeq, a predicted model, not a curated record